Molecule: messenger RNA, 614 nt
Organism: Halteromyces radiatus
Lineage: Eukaryota; Fungi; Mucoromycota; Mucoromycetes; Mucorales; Cunninghamellaceae
Exons: 1
Coding region: 27-452 (141 amino acids)
Source: RefSeq, a predicted model, not a curated record
UUUUUUUUUUGUUAAGAAAAAUAAAUAUGUUUUUAUCAUCAUCUAUGGACAAUCAUCAUUCUACUUAUUCAUUUCAUACUCCUUGUCGUAAAUCCAUUAAACGAUUAUCAAUUUUUACAAAUCAUCGGAAACUCUUCUCUUUACGACGUCAACGAAAAGAAUCCAUGACAAAUUCGGAAUUAUCACUCAGUUCAAGUUCUUGUUCAUCAUUAAAUACAACUUAUUCUGAUUCAUCAUCUUCUUUUAUUCAAAUGUCUGAUCAUUCUGAUACAACAAAUUCCACAACUACUUCAUCACCUGAAAAUCAUCCUCCAGCUCAUGUAUUUGGAAAGGCGGAUCAAGGUUAUUCUAUCUUUUAUCUCAAAUUACCCAAUGGUAAUUGGAUGGUCCGUUGUAGAACUGCUGAUCGGAAAAUCAUUGCAACUUAUGAAGUCGAUGGAUCUAUGGUGUGAUUAUUCUUAUACAUAUUAUUUAUACAUAUUUAUAUAUAUAUAUCUUUACUUUUGUAUAUAGUUUAUUAUCUAUUUAUAUAAAAUUUAUUAUUAUUACUACUUAUUAGAUUUAGUCAUGAUACCCUCCCCAUCUUUUAUUUUAUGGACAAUAAAAAAAAAAAC